Messenger RNA from Purpureocillium lilacinum, 705 nucleotides. RefSeq lists its product as uncharacterized. The record is from RefSeq and is a predicted model, not a curated record. Lineage: Eukaryota; Fungi; Ascomycota; Sordariomycetes; Hypocreales; Ophiocordycipitaceae.
AUGGUUUUCCGCAAGCUCUACAAGGGACUUGUCGGCCAGUUGGCUCGGUCCAAAGAUGAAGAGGCCCCAUACUGCCCUGUCAUCAUGUGCGAGACUCUGAGACAGUUGGCGGACCCUCGAAAGGCGAACGAGGUGAGGGCCUGGAUUCAGGAUGACAUCCUAUCCUUCAUCGGCCCCGGCAAGGCGAUAGAAUUCACGGAUUUCCCAUUCCCUGAAAGGGGCUAUAUCCAGGUCAACGCCAUGAUCAUGAACAAGAUGGUGAGUUUGGAAGCCAACGUCGCCGUUGAAUUCAUGUGGGCCAUUCUAGCGCCGGGCAAUAACCAGCCGUAUGGAACCCUCCCCGAGAGCACGGGGAUGACCGUCGGUGGCAUCGCUCGCUGGUGUUGGAUAGCCCUAGAGCCGGCCCACGGCUUGAGGUGCGAGCUACCCGAGUGCGAGUUCUGUGGCGGGGAGACCGCAGCAUGUAUGUCCCUGGUCAACCAAGCGUACCACAAGGCUUCAUUUGGGUCUUUUAUACCCGGGAGGAUUGAGGUGCCAAGCUUCAGGUCGUUCUCAGAGCAGCAGCGGGGUGCAUACUCCAUCGGGGUCUCGCUCGUGACGCUGCGAAUCAUGGCGAUACAGCUGGGCAUGGUCAACGAGGCAGAUAAGUUGUACGAGAUAUUGGAAAGCUGGACUCCAAUUCUCGCCAAAGCAUUUGAUGGUUAG